CUGCGACAGACUGGAAAACCAAGCCGGGGAAACCACCACAUUUCACAGCUUUGGAACCACCGGUUACUCCAGACGUCCAGCCUGCACACAGCGUUUGGGGGCAGGAAUCGCUCCGCCUGCGUCCAGCUGGGCCGCAGACACCAGGGAAAGCUCCUCUGGGUGACCGCAGUCAGACACAACAGCUCACAGAUCCCCCCUGACGAUGGCUCCGUGGCGCCUGUGCUGGAGGCGGCCGCCGCCCCCCCGCCCGCCGCCCCCAUCGUGACCCCGCAGGUUCCAGUUGACAGCAUCUCCGCGGCAGACGUUCCGGCUCUGGACAUGGCGUCCGUCCUCGGUCAGGCGGCGCCCGACGCCCCCCCCACGGCGUUGGACUCCAUCCCCACGGCGGUCGACGUCCUGCAGGCCGUGGCGGCCGAGCCCCGGCUGGCCGAGCUGGGGCUGGCCGCGAACACCCCGGUGGGCCUGAUCCAGAACAUGUUGGAGUUCUUCCACAUGGACCUGGGCCUCCCCUGGUGGGGCGCCAUCGUCGUGGGAACGGUUCUGGCCCGCCUGGCCGUGUUUCCCGUCAUCGUGAAGGGGCAGAGGGAGGCGGCCAAGCUCAACAACGUGCUUCCCCAGAUCACCAAGCUCACCAACAGGAUGAACGACGCCAAGCAGAGCGGGAACAAGUUUGAAUUCGCCAAGGCGUACUCCGACCUGAACCUGUUCCAGAAGAAGCACGACGUGAACCCUCUGCGUGGCUUCCUGGUCCCUCUGGUGCAGGCGCCCGUCUUCAUCUCCUUCUUCAUCGCCCUGAGGAAGAUGGCGUACCUCCCGGUGCCUAGCUUGCAGACGGGGGGGGCGCUGUGGUUCACCGACCUCUCGGCGGCCGACCCUUUCUACAUCCUGCCCUUCGCCGUCACCGGGACCAUGUUCUUCAUCCUGGAGGUGAGCCUCCGCCCGUAA
Molecule: messenger RNA, 945 nt
Organism: Menidia menidia (Atlantic silverside)
Lineage: Eukaryota; Metazoa; Chordata; Actinopteri; Atheriniformes; Atherinopsidae
Source: the annotation of a GenBank genome assembly